CCCCAUCAUAAUAAUGAGAAGCAACGACGGUUGUUGGACAUGCAAAUUGAGAAAGAAGCGAUGCGACGAGUCGAAGCCAGCGUGCAGGAAUUGCUCCACACUGGAGAUAACAUGCAACUUCGACGCUCAGAGGCCAUCAUGGAUGGAUAACGGACCUAAUCAAAAACAAAAGACCGCAGAGAUCAAACACGAAGUCAAAGCUGCUGCUGCGCGCCGACGUGGAAUGGUGUCGAUGAACGCUUUGGAUCCUACUGCCGCAGAAUUUGAUGGAGAGGAUGGAUUGACAGCGAAUUCGCCCGGCCAACAACUUAUGCCCCCUAUAGAUUCGAUUACUCACCAUGAAGAAAUCUCAGACUACAUCUCAGUCUCAGCACCAAUGCCUACACCGCCUAACAGCGAUCUGGUAGCGAGCCAUAUCGACCAGAAUCAUUGGAAUUCAAUGAACUGGUCGCCGGCUGGGAAUUUUAGUGACAGAAGACCAGAAGGUCUAGAACUCGAUCGACGUUUUCUGAUGUUCUACUUCGACCAUUUUUUCCCAUUCUUAUUCCCGUUCUACAAGCCGCCACUGCUCGAAGGUGGACGCAGCUGGAUCAUGGAGCUUGUGGUAUACAACCAAGCUAUGUGGCAUACAACUCUUUGUUUGAGCUCGUACUUCGUCUCAGUUGCGUUUGAUGGCGCUAUCUCGGAGAAAACUCUAUGCAAGUCGCUUGCAUGGGACAAGCUAUUGAAGCAGAUGAAUAUCACAUUUCAGAUGCUCCAGCACGAUCUCCAUGAAGUAACGUCAAAUGAUACGCCGAAAUCUAUAGUUAAGGCUUCCAGAAUCAUGGGGAGCAUUAUUCAGCUUCAACGCUUCGAAAUCUCGAUAGGUAAUUCCGAGAGUUGUCAGCAGCACCUGGGCGCAGCUAUCACACUGUUUCAAGAAAUCUUUCACCUUGCACGGCACGAUGGCGAUGGCUACAGUAUGACCACUCUAUCUGACGUCCUUGGUUAUAUGGGACGACCACUUUGGGCCAUCAACUCCCAGCCUAGCGGGGGAGCCUGGAGUUCCGAUCAAGCAGCCUUUCGAUUCUACACAGCACUUCUGAUUGUCGAUGACAUCGUUGCCAGCACGUGUACAUCAGAGCCACCUAGAUUAAUCGAUUAUCACGCUAGUGCCCUCGCAAACGACCGCAAUUCCGACGCGAAGCCCCUGCUAAAUCUCCAAGACUUUGUUGGCUGUGAAAACUGGGUCAUGUUACAGAUCAGCGAGAUCUCAGCACUCGACGCAUGGAAGAGUUCUAUGAAGAAGGCGGGUCAGCUCGACAUGAUGGAGUUGGUAGCGCGCGCGUCAGGUAUCAAGUCGGCACUGGUUGGCAACCUCGCACGUCUUGACGCUACUGUUAAUGCGCCAAAGGCUAACCCGCUUGGGUUGUUCGCAGUAUACAAUGACCAGUUACCAUAUAUUUCUGGUGGAUGCAAUACUUUUGUGACCCGUGUGUGGGCGCACGCCGCAUUGCUCUACCUGUCAGUGGCUGUCUCUGGAUGGCAGCCUGCAAGUGCUGGCAUUAGAGAGAAUGUGAUCAGAAUAUUAGCUCUUUUGGACCAAAUGCCGGCACCAGAGCUUCUAAGAACUAUGGUCUGGCCGUACUGUUUAUCUGGCUGUCUGGCCGAGCCCCACGAAGAAAACCGCUUUCGAGCAAUGGCCGAUGCACUGGUCCCAUAUCGACUGUUCGGAGCCGGGCGCAAAGCGCUCGAGAUUAUGGAGAAUGUAUGGAAGUGCAGAGGUGAGCUGAGUAUUGACACAGACUUUUCUGCAUGUGUCUCUAGUUUGGGCUAUAUAUCUUUGUUGGUCUAA
Molecule: messenger RNA, 1834 nt
Organism: Periconia digitata
Lineage: Eukaryota; Fungi; Ascomycota; Dothideomycetes; Pleosporales; Periconiaceae
Source: the annotation of a GenBank genome assembly